Molecule: messenger RNA, 2361 nt
Organism: Cryptotermes secundus
Lineage: Eukaryota; Metazoa; Arthropoda; Insecta; Blattodea; Kalotermitidae
Product: monocyte to macrophage differentiation factor 2
Exons: 6
Coding region: 249-1052 (267 amino acids)
Cellular component (GO): membrane
Molecular function (GO): pore-forming activity
Source: RefSeq, a predicted model, not a curated record
UCGCAAGGGUUCUGGUUAUCGUGUGAGUGAGAGGGGCCGUGUGUUCGGCCUAUUCCGUGAUCGUCCGUGAUUCCGUGCAAUCCGUAACGGUCAGUAACUUCAGCGAACGUCAGUUCAGUUCUGGGGAAGGGAAGGUAGUGAUCGGAAGUGAACGUGCGGUUUGAAUGUGUGGUGGGGGCCGUGGGGGCUGUGGAGCUGGUGAAGAGAAUGGAGCCCAUUUGUUUGCAUGAAAGGUUCUGGAGAAAAUCAUGACAUUUUACACACUGAACCAAGUUAAGGGCAUGCCAAUAUCCAGAAUCCAGAACUCUCUUUCUCUUCCAUGCCAAUGGUUAGACUGGAAGUGGCUCCAGAAUGUUCGAUGGAUGAAUGAAAAGGCAAGCCCAAAUCGGGCGUACAUUCCGACACCCAUUGAGCACAUAGCAAAUGUUGUGACACAUGGGGUGUGGGUGUUCCCAAGUGUGCUGGCCAGCCUGGAACUUAUAGAGAGAGCCAUCAGUUGGCCACAGUAUUGGUCUGCAUUGGUAUAUGGCUCUGCUCUCAUUCUUCUCUUCACAGUCUCCACAUUCUUUCAUUCUGUGUUCUACUGCAACUCCAAUAUGCAGUUGAAGGACAUGUUACAUCGUGGUGAUAGAGCGAUGAUAUAUGUCUUCAUAGCCGCAUCAUACUUCCCAUGGCUCACCAUACAGCCAUUUCCUCUAACUGGUUGGACUGCUGAGUUGUGGUGGAUAGUAUGGGUUCUUGCAUCACUUGGUAUCCUGUACCAGCAAUUGUUCCAUGAACGAUACAAAUGUCUGGAAACUUUCUUUUAUCUUCUCAUGGGCAUUGUACCAUCCAUAGCUAUAAUUAGUAUGCAUGAUUUCUCGGGUCUGACUGAACUGAAGAUUGGAGGGCUCCUCUAUAUUCUUGGUGUUGUAUUUUUUAAAGCAGAUGGUAAGAUACCUUGUGCACAUGCCAUCUGGCAUAUAUUUGUUGUCCUGGCAGCUGGUGUUCAUUACUAUGCCAUACUCAACUAUCUUUACCCAACAGAGGUGACACAAGGUAGUAACCCUUAAGUUAUUGUUGCCAAUAUGUAAAAUAAAUUCCAUAGCUUUAAAACAAUAGUCUUUCACAUGAGUGGAGUGAAGAUGUUUUUAUUAGUGUUAUUGUUGAAUAUUGUUUGUUAAACCUGUACAUGAGUGCCUGCAGUUGGGCUUAUUUUACUACAAGGGUAAUGUUAAAUAGUUUAUAACAUUUGCAGUUGAGUAAAUAUUUUGUGAGAAGAAGAAUCACACAUGAUGGCGGAGAGUGCACAAGUCAUACAGACAUGUGUUUUAUACAUAAUUGUAGAGAGAGCAGAAAAAAUAAUUGUUUUUACUUUCUCAAGGUAAGCCAAUAUGAAUAUGAGUUACAGUUUCUGGUUAUUAAAAGAAUUACAGACAUGGAAUAUUGAUAAUAUAUUAACCCUACAGUACCUGCCAUUUUAGAUUAUCAAAGCUUCUGUGAUUUCAUUCCUAACUGUACUUCAGCUAAAAUGGUAGUAGAUGUCACAAGCUGUCAAGUACGGCACUUCUUGUAAAGGCUGAAGUUUUGAUAUGGACAUCACAUGCACCUGUGUAAGGUUAGAAUUUUUGUUACUUUGUACUUGUAGUGUUAAAAAUACAUAUAACUAAUUAUAAAUCACAUGAACUUGCAAAUAUCUGACCAUACAUUCACCACCAUACCUGAUCCCUAGCAUAAGGUGCAGCUACCAUGUUGGUUUAAAAUAAGUGAUCCUCCUUUGUUCUCCAUUAUCUACCAUUAUAAAGCCGUUGUACACAUAUUAAAAAUUGUUUGACUAAAAAGUUUUCUGAAACAGCUUCUGUUCAAUAGAAACUAAUAUAUUUACAUGAAAGAUGAAUGUGUUUGAAAAUGUGUAAGGCUGAUGUACAUGUAAUUUGAAUUUUAAAUGGUCAUUCAAUUUUAAAACUGAGCUCUCUUACAUAACUCUGACAGAUACUCAAAUUUGUAAAAGAGGUAGUUUUUAAUAAGUUGAUAGUUGAAUUUAUUUUAAACAUGAUAUGUACUUCCUUGACAUUGAAUAGGAAGCUGGUUAUAAUACCAGUUGUAGUAAUGAGCAUCUAGUACCAUACAGAAUGAUUAUGGAGUAGCCUUUCACAAUAUGUAAAUAGCCUUGAACAUACUGGGUAGCAGAGGCAAUUCAUUAGGGAGAUCUGAGAACACCUAGUAAAAUUAAAUGAAGAUAACAAAUGAAAGAAGUUGUAUAUCUGUCCUGUAUGUAUGCUCAGCCACAGUUUCUGUGCUGCAUAUGUUGCAGCUUAAAUCAAUAAUUUGUAAUUCCCACAAAAAUAUAAUGAAUUUGAAUCCAGGUUUAAUCUAUAAAGG